UUUUAUACGAAAAUUUCCUAUUUAUAGAGGCUGUGAAGGUGUCACUGAAAAACCAAACCUGUCUUCUCACAACCUUUCCAACACCAAAAAUGAAGAAUAUCAUCUCUUUUGCUCUUCUCCAGAUUGCAUGUUCCUUCACUUUCCUUCCUGUAAGCCAGAAUUCUGCCCUGGAAUUGCAGGGAAAUGGUGGAAACCUGAUUGAAACUACAUGCAAAAAGACACCCUUUUACAAUCUCUGCGUCUCGACUCUUCAAUCAGACCCUCGAGGUUCAAGCGCAGAUGUGGCAGGGCUAGCCCGAAUAGGAGCAGAUAAAGUGAAGGAGAAAGCCACUGCAACGCUGGGACAGAUUACGGGGUUGCUUACAGGAGCCAAAGAUCCCAAGUUGAAGAUGGCCUUGCGUGACUGUGUUGAUUAUUACAACGCUAUUAUUAAGUAUGAUGUUCCAGUGGCUAUUGAAGCAAUCGCCAAGGGCAAUCCAAAGUUUGGUGUCCAGAGUUUAAAUGAUGCAGCUAAUGAAGCUGAUGCUUGUGAAAGGAAAUUCCAAAACCAACCCAAGUUUCCAAUUUCUGAUAGUAACAAGGUUGUGCAUGAUCUUUCUGCUGUGGUUGCAUCCAUUGUUCAAUUAUUACUCUGAGGCUGAUAGAAAUCUCAUGAAAAGCAAUAAAACAAUGAUUUUGUAUUUGGAAUUUAUAGUUUAGUUGGAGAAGGAAGAUCUGAAUUUAAGAAUUUUACUUUGAGAAAUUCAUGAUUGCCAUUGCAAUAGAAUUCUCAAUCAUUUUCUUUUGGGCACUGUAUCUCAAUCAUUAUUUGUGCUCCAAUCAGGCCAAUCCAAAACAGAACCAUAAAAGACAACGAU
This is a messenger RNA of Durio zibethinus, 857 nucleotides long. RefSeq names its product cell wall / vacuolar inhibitor of fructosidase 1-like. Gene Ontology annotation, biological process: negative regulation of catalytic activity. Gene Ontology annotation, molecular function: enzyme inhibitor activity. NCBI's taxonomy places the organism in Eukaryota, Viridiplantae, Streptophyta, Magnoliopsida, Malvales, Malvaceae. The record is from RefSeq and is a predicted model, not a curated record.